This is a messenger RNA of Aspergillus tanneri, 798 nucleotides long. RefSeq lists its product as uncharacterized. The coding region runs from base 1 to 798 and encodes 265 amino acids. NCBI's taxonomy places the organism in Eukaryota, Fungi, Ascomycota, Eurotiomycetes, Eurotiales, Aspergillaceae. The record is from RefSeq and is a predicted model, not a curated record. The transcript has a single exon.
AUGCUUCUUACCGAAUUGUGUAAAACACCGCACACCCAGCUCCGACCAUUUCUCACCAACCUGAACGGUGACAGUUCAUGGUUGAUAUCACUUCCGAGACCGGCCGCAGACAACUCAAGCUCAGCAUACUUUCAUAUUCUUCUAGACCCUUGGCUCAGUGGUCCAGCCGUCGAAAUUGGGUCUUGGUUCAGUCACUUGACCCAUAUCGAGAAGGAGGCAUUUCCCAGCAUAUCGGCAGUUCAUGAUCUGGUUUCCGACAUCACGGAUACCACGAUCAGAGAAGGGCAUAAAGGCGUCCACCGGAAACGGAAGGGCAAUGAGAUCCGCAGCCUGCCACAAAUUGAUGCAGUCAUCAUUUCACAUAAUCUUAGUGACCAUAUGCAUAAAGAAACUUUGCUUCAAGUUAGUUGUGAAGUUCCCGUAUUUGCUGUCCUAGAAGCGGCGUCAACCAUCAGAACAUGGAACUAUUUUAGCUCUGUCCUGGACAUACCUGAUUAUAAACUGACUUAUCCAUCAUUGAUCCAUACUCGCACUGCACCUCUACCUGACUGGUUGAGCAUUCUCCGGGUCUCGGCCCAAGAAUACCAUCCAGCACUGCACUAUGGGAUCAUGAUUGCUUUUUCAAAGGAAUUUGGAACUGUCGAAGACCAGGGAGGGGAAUGUAUCCUCUACUCUCCUCACGGUAUUCAACCCUGUCGUAUCCAACCGAUCAUCGAAUCGAACCCAGGUCUUCGUAUAUUGGCUUUGCUCCACGGGUUGGACGAGCCUACUGUCCUGGGUAUUGCUAUCUGGGCGUGA